AUACAGUCAAAACUGCCAUAGUGACCCACUGUAUUCAGCGACUUCCUGUCUUAUGUGACCCUAUUUGGGUCCGCCCAACGAUUUUGGCUAUAAAGUUGCACUGUAUUAAACGACUCACCGUGUUACGUGACUAGCGACCGUGAUUUGAACGGUCCGGAACGGGCUAAGCACUGUUUUUAGCGACUAUGUUAUGAAAGACAACUCUGUUCGUACUUCCUGUUUCGUUGAAAAAAAAAUGUCGGAAAGAAAGAAAACACGUAUUGUUUUAGAUCUUCAACAGAAAUAUGAAGCCUUACAAAAAUUGGAUAAAGGAAUACCGGCGUAUAAAGUGGCAGAAGAACUUUGUGUUGGAAAAACACAAAUCCAAAACCUUCGUAAACGUAAAUUGGAAGUAAUUUCGGACUUUGAAAAUAAUGUUCCGUUGAAUUCUAAACGUCGGAGACAUGCAACUGGUAACGAGAAAAUCAAUGACUUAACCUUGACUUGGUUUCAGGAUGCAGUGAAAAGAAAAAUUGUGGUUACAGGUCCUUUGUUAAAAACAAAAGCAUUAGACUUUGCAUCCAAAUUAAAUAUUUUUGAAUUUAAAGCAUCAAAUGGUUGGCUAGAAAGCUUCAUUAAGCGCAACAAUAUUUCUUUCGGAAGCAUGAGUGGUGAAAGGGGUGACGUCAAGCAGCAUACAGUGAAUGAAUGGAAAUCUCGACUUCCAGAUCUGUGUAAAGACUAUUCUGCUGAUAACAUUUUUAAUAUGGAUGAAACAGGGUUGUUUUUUCUGGAUACAUCAAGAAAAACUUUCCAUUUUAAAGGUGAUGAUUGUUCCGGCGGUAAACGAUCAAAAGAGAGGAUAACAGUUGCUCUCUGUGCCAGUUUAACUGGUGAAAAGUUAAAGCCCCUUGUCAUAGGCAAAUCAAAGGAGCCUAGAUGUUUUAAAAGAAUUAGGAAAGAACAUUUACCUGUUGAUUAUUAUUUUAACAAAAAAGCUUGGAUGACUGGUAAAAUUUACCAAGACUUUCUCAAAAAUGUUAAUCGGAAAAUGAAAAUGGAUAAAAGAAAGAUUCUUCUGUUUGUUGAUAAUGCCCCGUCACACCCAAAUAUGGAUCUGAGCAACGUCAAGGUCCAGUUCCUGCCACCUAAUACCACUUCCCUUACUCAACCAAUGGAUCAGGGAAUAAUCCAGGCUACAAAACUCAAAAUAAGGAAACGUCAGCUUAUUCACAUUGUGAAAGAAAUGGACAGGCAGCCCAGCUUAGGAGGAACUGAGUUACUGAAACAAAUCAGUAUCCUAGAUGCAAUCUACUGGCUUUCAAAUGCUUGGGAUGAAGUGACAGAAUUAACAAUUCAAAAGUGCUUUAAAAAAUCAGGGUUUGCAAAUGAUUUUAGUAAAAUCGAUCAAAAUGAAUCAGUAUGUGCAAGUGAUGAAAUUGAAAUUGGUAGUAACACACUAGGUAUUGAGCAACAACAUCAAGAUGUUAUGGAUGAUGAUGAUGAUGAUGUUCCACUGUCUGCCCUAAAAAUGUCAUAUGAAAUUUUUGGGUGCUCGUUCAAUGAUUUGCUACAAAUUGAUAAUCAGCUUCACACUUGUGAUACAGAAAGUAUUAAUUGGGACAAACCUGUAUGUGACAUAUUGACUCAAAUAAAUGAGGAAAAUUCUGAUGACAGUGAAGAUGAAAUUGAAGAGAUGGAUGACGCUCAAGGGUCUGUCAUGCAAAAUGCUCCAUCACUGACCCAAGCAAAUGAAAUGGUGUUUCAACUGAAAUCUUAUGCAUUGCAACAUGGACAUGCCAGUAUAAUGUACCAUUUGUCAAAACUAGAGGAUGAAUUUUCAAGUCUAGUUGCAAGCAAAAGUAAACAGUCAAAAAUAAGUGAUUUUUUCAAUAGGACAACUUAAAUGAAAGACAGACUGUGAUUCUGGCAUUAUUUUAUUAGUUUCAUAAUCAUGAAUUUUAAAUAUCAAUAACAUUGUAAAUGUAUAAAUUUUUAACAUGGUAAAGAAACAAUAUAAUUCUGACAUUUUAAUAAUUUUAUUUAAUAUAUUAACAUUAAUUUUUAAUAAUCAAUUUUACAAUCAAAUAUUCAAUAGCAAUUUACAUGUAUACAAAUUUAACUGUACACACUUUUACUGCUCUUAUCAUAAAUAAAUGUUUUAACACUAAACGUUUAUGCUGUAUUAGUAUUAUUUUAAUAGUGUUUGGAUGUUUUACUGUAAACCUGUAUUAAGAGACUCCCUGUCUUAUGUGACCUUCUGAAGAAAGUCCCCUGUAGGGUCACAUAAGACAGUUUUGAC
Ruditapes philippinarum (Manila clam) is the source of this 2281-nucleotide messenger RNA. Its product is annotated as tigger transposable element-derived protein 4-like. Gene Ontology annotation, molecular function: DNA binding. The record is from RefSeq and is a predicted model, not a curated record. Gene Ontology annotation, cellular component: nucleus. The coding region runs from base 191 to 1885 and encodes 564 amino acids. Lineage: Eukaryota; Metazoa; Mollusca; Bivalvia; Venerida; Veneridae. The transcript is spliced from 2 exons.